GAUAUGUUCCUGUCAGAUGAUCCUCAUUUCAUUCUAACAAUAACUCAAGAGGAUGUUCAACAGUGACUGCUAAAAUUAGACGCUUGGAAAUCAGGGCUGAAUAAUUGUUGAAGAAAAGCUGGUUAAGGGAUUCUGCAUCAGUGGAACUGGGAAAAGUCUUGAAAAGAAGCUCUGCUAUGCUGGGAGAAAGGUAUUGCAGAGGCAGGUUCCAGAGGCACAGCAAAGGAGCUCUAGGUCUUCCAGCCUGCCGUCAUUUCAAGACAAAGCUGUAAAAUGACUGAUCCUGGAAUUCACUAAUAAGUCAGUAAAAGUGUUGUAAUACUCAGCAUUGCUCAAUGGGCUUUAUCCAAAGCAGAGCCCACCAAUGGAAGCAGAGGCUCUUUGAAUGCACUGCAAGCUGGCUAAGGAAGGAAACAGCUGAUUUAAUACAUCCCCCCUUUCUAUAAGCUGUGUCACUGACCAGUGAAGAGCAGCAAACCCAGGACCCAGUCUCAGACCUGGCCUGCUAGUGGUCUGAUUUUACAGCUGCUUCCUGCAAAAAAAACCAACGCCCUGGACGGGAAGCCUGGAGGACCAAAGACUCUUUCAGGACCAUCCUGAGACCCUUGAUCGCUUUGAAAAGUUCAAAGGCCUGAAGACCCCUGAUGCGAUGAAGGGCUCUGAAGAUCUGAAGAAACAUGGAGUUACUGUUCUUACCCAGCUGGGCAAAAUCCUGAAGGCGAAGGGUAAUCAUGAGGCUGAGUUGAAGCCUCUGGCUCAGACCCAUGCAACCAAGCACAAAAUCCCUGUCAAAUAUCUGGAGUUCAUUUCUGAAGUCAUUAUCAAGGUCAUUGCCGAAAAACACGCUGCAGACUUUGGGGCUGAUGCCCAGGCUGCAAUGAAGAAGGCUCUGGAGCUGUUCCGAAAUGAUAUGGCCAGCAAGUACAAGGAGUUUGGCUUCCAGGGCUAGCACAUACGCACAAAGGAACACCACGAUGGAGCGCCUGGCCACGCAUCUUUCCCCAGCACUAUUCUGGACAUCUCACAAUUGGCCAUCUCUGAUGUGUGGGAAAGCUUUGAUGAGAGGCCAAGAGUCACUCCAGGCAGCAUAGAGGCACCCAGAGUGAUACCCAUGAUAAACUGUUGUUUCCUGGCUUCGUGCAUACAAAAGAAAUAUCCUGCUUUCUUAGGAAAAA
Molecule: messenger RNA, 1175 nt
Organism: Catharus ustulatus (Swainson's thrush)
Lineage: Eukaryota; Metazoa; Chordata; Aves; Passeriformes; Turdidae
Gene: MB
Product: myoglobin
Exons: 4
Coding region: 650-949 (99 amino acids)
Biological process (GO): oxygen transport
Cellular component (GO): extracellular exosome
Molecular function (GO): oxygen binding; heme binding
Source: RefSeq, a predicted model, not a curated record